GGCAGCAUUGCCUGGCAACAUCGCGGUUUGGUCGCUUCAUUGGCUUUGGGCGCAGUAAACCUCAGCAAAACUUUGACAAUGCCUAAAAAGAAGAAUAAAAAGGACGACUACAAACAAGACAAAGAAAAGGACACGGCUGCAGACAACAGCUCCGCCACCGACAAGGAGAAGGACGUGUACCUGACUCAAAUAAGAUAUUUGAACGAGCAGCUGGAGAGAUAUCAGCUGAAAUGCGAUGACCUGGAGACACACAGCAAAGAUUUUACAGCUCAGUACAUCACGCUUGAGAAGGAGAAGAAGGACAUUGUGGAGUUUCUCAAACGCUCCCUGCUGGAGAAGGAGGAUGAGGUGGAUGUCCUGACGGAACGCCUGGAGAGGCAGCGGCAGGAUGCUGAUCGGGACCGAGACGCCGUGCGGCUGCAGCAAAGUCAGCUGAUGCAGAAACUCCAAGGCCAGAUAGAGGAGCUCACAGGGGAGAGGGACACCCUUGAGGCCAGGCUGGCUGGUCUGGAGGAGUUUCAGCAGCAGAAGGAGCAGCUCAUGGCCAAGGUGGAGACUUUGGAAACCCAACUGGCUCAGCAGGAGGUCGAGCACAAAACCAACAUCCACAACCUGGAGAUGAAAGCACUGCUCGAAAACAAGAGAUUGGAGAAGGAGAUGGAGAGCCACAUGGCAGCCAUGUCAGAAAAGGUGCAGAAGCAGGUGGACCAGAACCUUCCGGAGGCGACCCGGAUGGCUCUACAGGAGAACACGGAGCUGAAGGUCCAGUUGAACCAAAUGUCAGAGCUGGCGAAGAAUCUGAUGAAGAAAAACUCUGCGCUGCAGGGCUGCAAGAACCAGCUCCGCUUGGAUGUGGAGCUCCUGGAGAAGAUGAUGAGCGAGGUGUCUCGCCAGAGCUGCGUCCACAAGAAGGUGGUGGAGCAGCUGACAGAGAAGUGUCAGCAGAUGCAGGAGGAGCAGAGACACAGCAGGCACGAGCUUCAGCAUGUUCAAGCUAAACACAAGGAGACCCUCGCUGAGAUGGAAGCACUCAGACAGGAGCAGGCAGCGCUGUCAGACCUGCACAGUAAGAGCAAAGCUGAGGGGCAUCGGCUGGAGGCGGAGCUAGAGAAGGAGAGGAGGAAGAGUAGCAGGAUGAAGAGCAUCCUGCAGGAGGCAGCAGUUACUCUCAGACAAGCUCUGAUGGAGGCACCGGCUGAGCUGGAGUCUGUCCACUGGAAGAAAGUGAUGCAGAAGCUGCUGUUAGACUUAAAUGGACCCACUCAGGAUGAGCAGAACCCUGAUCCUGCAGCCGCCAGGACAGUACAUCUGGAUCCAGCUUCGAGGGUCCAGUUCCAGCUGGCCCGUUACAGACCCGGGGACCUCGGCCUCGUUCCGCCUCCUGCACACAAACACAGACUCUCCAGAACAGGAGCAGCGCCGGGCAGCACGGCCACGGCUCUGCACAGGAAACCGUCCAGUCAGAAGACAACCGCCUGUAACCCAAAGCAUUCAGCCGCUGGACGGUUCGACACCAAACUCAAAUGACAUGAACAAGCGUAGUGUUUAAAAGUGUAAUAUGGUGAACAGCCAGUAACACAGCAGUGGAGCUGUUCACUAUAUCCUUUAAACACAACGUUGAACUUACCUUCACCUUCAUUAAAAUGAAAAAGUGAAAUCA
Molecule: messenger RNA, 1660 nt
Organism: Betta splendens (Siamese fighting fish)
Lineage: Eukaryota; Metazoa; Chordata; Actinopteri; Anabantiformes; Osphronemidae
Gene: cfap157
Product: cilia and flagella associated protein 157
Exons: 9
Coding region: 79-1527 (482 amino acids)
Cellular component (GO): ciliary basal body; cilium
Molecular function (GO): microtubule binding
Source: RefSeq, a predicted model, not a curated record